AUGAACCAUAUGGUGAAAAGACAUAGUCCCUGGAAGAGAGGGUUCUGGUCGUUUCUUUACCUUUCGAAGCAAUCUAGUACUCGGAGAAGUGAUUCCUCGUCACUGGGUUCGUUGUCGCAGAGAUCGAAGAAGAGGGAGGAGUUUGUGGCGACGACAGUAGUGGUGGAUGAGAGUAAGAGUCCGAACCCGGCGGCGUUUGGCCGGAGAGUUUCUAGAUCUAGAUCCAUCAGGUAUGAAAGCAAGAGCUUUUCUGGGGACUUUUUAAAGCGAAUCUCUACUGGGUUCGGAGACUACACUCUCGGGCGAGUUGAGUUUCAGAGAGAAGGCCACCACGACGACGACGGAGAACAGGAAUGCAUCAUGGAGAGAGUUUCAUCUUUAAUUGAAGAAAAUAGGAAGUUGACACCAGUGGCAGUGGCGGUGGCAGUGGCGCAUGGAAGAAGUAAGAGUUGGGGUUGGGCAUUUACAAGUCCAAUUAGAGGUUUCAAGCCUUCUUCUUUUUCAGGGAAGAGAGAGAUUUCCAACAAAACCACCACCCCAAACCUAAAUGCCAUUCCUUCAUUGUUGACUUUCAAUGUUGAUGCAAAGACACUUGGGAUGGAUCCAAAUGGGACUUCAAAGAAAGAUACAUGA
Messenger RNA from Camellia sinensis, 633 nucleotides. RefSeq lists its product as uncharacterized. The record is from RefSeq and is a predicted model, not a curated record. Lineage: Eukaryota; Viridiplantae; Streptophyta; Magnoliopsida; Ericales; Theaceae.